CGUCAGCAUCUUCGCGCCGUCAAGCAGAUCUUAGGACGUGUGCACUCGCUACUCAUCACGCUUGCUACGUCAUUGCAAACAUUCGGCCGUGAGAUAUUGUUAGUUGGAUUCGACGUGCGCAAAGCUGUGGCGCCGGAGGACGGCAGCCGACUUCUCCGACAUCCAGGAACCGCCGACCGCCGAAACUCCAUUGUGGUCGAUAUCAGAUGAGAUAUUGGCCAUGCAGCAUCCCAUCUUGGAUCCCCAGUUGGGCGGACAAGCGUCUGGCACACCAGAAAGAAGUUCAAACCGCGAAGGUGCCAGCUCCUCUCGUCCUUCGCCAUAUCAUCAAUCUAGCAACGUGUCUGCGCCUCACCUCACGCCCAGGCAUCAAGCGAUCAGCGCUGCAACCACGCUUUCUCAUUCUCCUUCUGAUGCCGAGUUGAUAAGUCCUCAUGAAGAAUCUGCCGACGUCGAUGGUGGCCAAGAUACCAAAAAGGCUCGCUCAUGCGAAUCUUGUCGCGGUCUGAAGGUCAGAUGUGAUCAAGAUCCAGAUCGACCUGACAUUCCAUGCAAGAGAUGCGCCAAAGCGGGACGACAAUGUAUCAUCACACAGCCUACUCGUAAACGUCAAAGAAAGGCUGAUGGUAGAGUUGCUGAGCUCGAGAGGAAGCUUGAUGCCCUCACCGCGGCCAUCCAGCAGCAGCACAACAUUGCUCCUGAAGUUUUCAAGCCGACACAAGCCUCUCCAUCCCGCGUGAGCGAAGAUAUCGCUUAUCGGACAGACAGCAGGACCUCGUCACAGCGCAUGAUUGAACCUCAUUCACAACGCUCAGAAGUCGAACCAGCUGUGAAGCGCGUCCGGGUGGACGCCACUCCAGCACAACCUCAAAUGCAUGCAACAGUGUCGCGAUUAGAACAGCAGGCACAAGAGUAUCCUACUCAAUCUGUCGGGCCAAAAGACGAAGAAACGAUAUCGAGAGGGUUCUCGCUACUCAAUCGUUCGUGGCAGACAACCAACGAUGUCAAACAAUUUCUAGGUCCGAACUCGUCUGAAGACUUCGUCAAGCGUAUCAACGCGCUGAUUCCACCCGAGACUGCUGCCGCCAUCUUCGAUCGUUAUGUAAACGACUAUGCGCCCCAUUUACCUGUUGUCGUCUUUCCACCAGGUACAACUGCUGCGCAAGUAUGGAAAACAAAGCCUGUCGUUUAUGUUUGCAUUCUUGCUGCAGCAUCUGCAGGCAAAGUGCGAACAGAAAUUAUUGAUGAGCUCAACCAGGAAGCGAUUGGUGCGAUUGCAGACUGUACCAUUCGCAAUGGUGCGAAAAGUCUGGAGUUGAUACAGGCUAUGCAAGUCCAAUGCCUAUGGUAUAAGCCUCCAGAGAAGGCUGCACAAACAAAUUUCUAUCAGAUCAUACAUAUGGCAGCGGUCAUGGGACUCGACAUCGGUCUUAACAAGCGUUUUAAUGCGGCUAAAGCUCGUCGAGGCUUUGGAGGCCCUCACGCGCACUGCGCCCCUGGUACACAGAAUCUGCCUCAAGAUUCAGGAACCAUCGAGGCCAGACGGGCUUGGCUUGGAUGCUACUAUCUAUGCGCGAGCGCAUCUAUGGUCCUCCGCCGACCUAACCUUGUGCGAUGGACCAACUACAUGAACGAGUGCAUAGAAGUGCUUGAAACACAUCCAGAUGCUCUACCAUCGGACAAGCUUUUCUGCCAACACGUCAAGAACCAGCGCAUCUGUGAAGAUAUAGGUUCGCAGUUCUUGAUGGACGAUAGCACAGCCAACAUCAGUAUCACAGAUCCCAAAGUUACAUACGCACUUAAUGUAUUUGAGAACGAUCUCAAAACGUGGAAAGAAAACAUUCCCUCAGAUUUCCGCACACCAGGAUUGGAGUUCUUCCAGCACGUAACAAGUCUUUAUCUUCAUGAGAUUGCAUUACAUUUCAAUCACAAUGUGGAAGAUUUCAAACUGCCUUUCACCGAAGAGUCUUUGAAAGCAAGCCACAACCUUACAGAGAAACUCACCCAACACCAAGUGGCUGCACUUGAGGCAUGUGUCAAAUCUUCCCAUGGCAUUCUUGAUACGAUUCUGGCCUACAAGCCGCACGCGUUCAAAACACUCCCGAUGCUCAUCUUCUUUGUACGUUGCGUCUACGCCAUCGUCAUCCUCAUCAAGAUGCAUGUCGCCAUUAAUGGCCCUGGGAGCGAAGUCGGCAAAUUAAUGAAAGCGGACGACUUACGUGUCGAAUAUUACAUAAGUUGCGUUAUGCAGCGCUACACUGCGACUGACGACGAAGACUUUCGACCUUGGCCCAAGAUCAUCAUAAUCUUGUCCGUUCUGCGGGACUGGUUUCAGAAACACAAAGAUAACCUGGCGACCCUCGGAUCCAGUGACACACACCCUAUACCUUCAAGGCAACAACAAGUGGAGGGCUACCAAUCACAGCACGCGCAACACGAACGCAAGCGCUACAGCCAAACUCCCCUCGAUCUGCUUUCUCAAGUAGCCACCAGCACCAGCAUGACCGACUUGCCCGUCCAGAGUCGCGACACUGGCGCCCAUACAUCACAGCAGCCCCCGAGCUGGAACAUGAGCGCCUCCUAUCCCAACCAAUACAACAACAUGGCUACUCAAGGCGUUCGUCAAGCUGACUUGAAUCAUCCCCGAUCAACACUCACUCCAACGUCUGCCGGUAUGGUCGACGUCCCACACCAUGCCCAAUCCAACACCAACUUCAACCCAGGCUUCUAUGGUGACCAGAGCAGUAACAACUUGCUCCCUGACAUGUACGGUUGGGGCACGGGUUUCGAACAAGCCAUGGAUAUUGCCAUGGGGGGCAUGAGUGGCCUUGCGGGCGGCGGAGUGGGAAUGUUGGACGAUUGGUUCCUGGGCGAUUUCAUAGCGCCGUAUACUGGCUUUCAAGGCGAUCCAUCGGCGGCGGGAAACAGCGGCGGCGGCGGAGGAGGACACAAUGGCGCAGGUGGUGGAAAUGGAGGUCAAUGGUGAGAAGAAUUUCCAUAUGGAGGAAUAAGAGGGAAUUGUG
Molecule: messenger RNA, 3023 nt
Organism: Dissoconium aciculare CBS 342.82
Lineage: Eukaryota; Fungi; Ascomycota; Dothideomycetes; Mycosphaerellales; Dissoconiaceae
Exons: 2
Coding region: 221-2986 (921 amino acids)
Biological process (GO): regulation of DNA-templated transcription
Cellular component (GO): nucleus
Molecular function (GO): DNA-binding transcription factor activity, RNA polymerase II-specific; transcription cis-regulatory region binding; zinc ion binding
Source: RefSeq, a predicted model, not a curated record